Spodoptera litura is the source of this 1330-nucleotide messenger RNA. Its product is annotated as transmembrane protein 234 homolog. NCBI's taxonomy places the organism in Eukaryota, Metazoa, Arthropoda, Insecta, Lepidoptera, Noctuidae. The record is from RefSeq and is a predicted model, not a curated record.
UCAAUAGCCAACACCGACGUCAUGUAGAUUGUAGAUGUCAAACAAAUGUAAAUAAUCGUACGAUUUGGUAAUAAAACACAUAGAAAAGUUAUUUUUGAAGAAAUAUUUUGUGUUCUUAAGUGUAUAAGUAUGUGUAACACAUCCUACAGUCCCUAAUUGCAACAACAUCCGAGAGUGACUAAUAUUGCAACGAGGGAGGAAGGUAAUUGGCCAAUAGCGCGUCAGUGGAUAACUGAUAAAGUUAUGCUGUCUGCAUAAUGUUGGAGGCAAUCGGACUUCUGGUGUUGACCGGUGUGCUAUGGGGUUGCACGAACCCCUUCAUCCGCCAGGGUACGAAGGGACUCCGUGACGUCACCGCCACCACAGUGCAAGGACAGAUCUGGGCUGAAAUCACCUUCCUGCUUGGGAAUUGGAAGUACGUGUUGCCGUGGCUGGUGAAUCAGACAGGCUCGCUGAGCUACCUGGCGGCCUUGCAGCGCGCCCCCCUUUCAGUGGUGGUGCCCACCGCCAACAGCCUCGCCUUCGUCUGCACCGCACUCACCGGCGUCGCCGUAGGAGCUGAGGAACCUCUUGAUGCAAAGUCCAUAGCUGGCAUCGUGUUAAUCAUGCUGGGUACAGCUCUCUGCUGCUUCGAGGACAACAGUUGACGCUCCAACAUACUGAUAGGUAAUAACUGCCUUUAAACUGUCAAACACCGAGCGGUCACAGUUUAAAACCAUUGGUUUGUGCAUACCAGUGACAAAAUCUUCUUUGACCAAUGUUCAUUAAGUGAAAUAAAUAAAAAUAUGGUAAGUACAUUACAAAGCUUCAUAGAAAUUUAAUAAAUUACAAAAUUGAGUUUCAUGUCCGCGCCGACCAUAGAUUUAUGGUAACUUGGUGAACAAAAUAAUCAGUAUUUUAAUUUUCCAUUUUUAUUUUAUUUUUGUCAAAAUGUAUUUUACAAUAAAUAUUACAAAAUAAGAGGCACAUUAUAACUUUACAAGCAUUUAUUGGUAAAAGUAUUAUUUUUUUAAAUAGAAGUGUAUUAUUCAAAUAAAUGAAAUUAUGUAAUAUUGUAUCGGUCUGAGAUCUAUAAAAGCGAAUAACUAAUAGAUAUUCUCGCUUAUAAAAUAUAUCUUUGUCCUUUUCUUCCAUUCGAAGUUUGAUAGAGACAGAAAUAUAAGUAAGACAAAAAUGUGAUAGAUGGAUGAAAGAAUAGAGUACAAUUGAAAAUUUCACAUUCUUUAUCAAAGCUCACGGUACAUACAAAUUGCCACAAAAUGUAUAAAAUAUAAUACCUAUCGUGAGACACUAAAUUAACUAAAAUCGCGGGUUACUCACGUGAGCUCAU